GACAUCAUCACAGGUCCUUUAGCUGGUUAGGAAAUAGCAUCUAUCUUAUUCCUUACAGAGUGAAAGACGAAGAUCUACAGUGUGAGCAGUAGGGAAGAAGACAUCUGGAGAGUGUGUGGCCCUCAGCAGGUCAGGAGGAUGGAGCAGGGCCCGGGGCCCCAUCACGGAGCCUCCACCUCCCUCACUGAUACCUGAGAGGAACAAUGAGCAGAAGAUCCUAGAACUCACCCACAAGAUGAUGGAGCUGCUGACUGGAGAGACAUUGUACUUCUUCUUCUGUUUGGUUCCCUGAUGAACCUGAAGACAUCUUAUGGGAGAAACUUGUCGGUACCUGGAGCAGACUAAAUAUACGCGUUAUAUGGAUGGCUCCAUUGUGUCCUGAUAUUUCCCCAUACAGAAUAAGGAGAACAGAGAAGGACACAAGCAUCUAUACGAGGUCGUGGUGAUGGAGGACCACCGGCCCCCCACAUCCCUGGAUCAGUCUAUGAGGAGGAAACCACUGAAGAGAGGAUCUGGUCUUCUGUACUCUCAGGAUUGUCCGGAGGAAGAUCUCAAUGUCCCGCGGGGUCUUCAGGAUGAAGAUCUGAUUGAUAUUAAAGUAGAAGUUAUAGAGGAGGAGGAGGAGAUGUAUCUGAUGGGUGACCAGCCGUGUAAGGAGGAGGAGAGUCCUGUAGAGAUCGCCCCCGAUGGAUCCAAUGUAAAAAGAAAAGCGCUCCAGGAGAUGAGUCCUUACUCCCCAGAUGAAGAAGAUUCUGAUGUCCCACAAGACCACCAGGAUGAAGAUUUACUUGAUUUUAAAGUUAAGGUUAUUGAAGAUGAGGAGGGAGAAGACGAGGAGGAGGAGGAGGAGGAGAUGGUGAGUGACAUUAAGGAGGAGGAGGUCCCAGUGGCGAUCAGCACAGAUUUACCCCAGACUCCACACAGUAAACAUCCACCCACAAAUGAUGAGGAACAGUCCCUCGAUUCAGAUCACAUUGGUGGAAACCUAUAUUCUUGUUCUGUAUGCAGAAAGUACUUUAAGAAGAAGGCAAAUUUUAUUCGACAUCAGAGAAUCCACACUGGGGAGAAACCAUUUCCAUGUUCUGAGUGCGGGAAAUGUUUUACCCAGAAAUGUGAUUUUAUUCAGCACCAGAGAAUUCACACCGGGGAGAAACCAUUCUCCUGUCUUGAUUGCGGGAAAUCAUUUACAAAAAAGUCCAAUCUCGUCGAACACCAAAGAAUUCACACGGGGGAGAAGCCCUUUUCGUGUUUCGAGUGUGAAAAGUGUUUUGCAAGGAAGUCUGAACUUUUUCGUCAUGAGAGGAGUCAGCACACUGGUAAACGGCUAUUCUCAUGUUCUGUAUGUGGGAAAUGCUUCACUCAGAAAUCUGAUCUAAUGCAGCACCAGAGCUUCCACACGGCUCAGAAGUGGUAUUCAUGCUCAGAAUGUGGGAAAUGCUUUACCUGGAAGUACAACCUUGUAAAACACCAGCGCGUUCACACCGGGGAGAAGCCAUUCCCGUGCUCUCAGUGCGGGAAAUGUUUUACUAAGAAGUGUAACCUGGACGAACAUCAGAAAAUUCACGCUGGGGAGAAACCAUUUUCCUGCUCAAAUUGUGGGAAACGUUUUACAUCAAAAUCCAACCUUGUCACACAUGAGCGAAUUCACACGGGAGAGAAACCAUUCUCCUGUUCUCAGUGUGGGAAGUGUUAUACAAGGAAGGCCAACCUCAUGGAGCACCAGAGAGUGUGUGACAAGGCCUCGUAGUCUUCUCUAUGGAGCCGUGUCAGGAGUGCAGAGGAGAAGCCUGAACACAGCCGGACACUAUGACCCCAAUAAACCAGAAAAUGUUCAUGAAAAUGCACUAAACCUAAGUGACAUCUUUCCUGCCGCUAAGAUACGUGGAGAAUCCGGCAGGUGACGUUUCUACAGGUUCUGGUCACUCUUCUUAGAUUGAGUUCUGACCCUUGUUUAUCUGAUUUUUAAGGGGCCGGUGCCAUAAAAUUGUUACUAUUUGCAUAACCACAAGAUAUGCAACUUAGCAAUAUGUACUUAUAGUCAGUAAUAAGGAUUUCUGGCACUUACCCUGUUCCGAAAGUCUAUUCCUUCUUUCUGUAUGUAAAUUGUGUCAUCUCGCUCUCCCAAGACUUUGCUUCAGAUUUAGCUUGGAUUAGAGUUCAAACCCACCCACUGAGUGACAUCACCGCCUUCGGCCCACCCCCUCAGUCAUUUCCUUAGAGUAUUGAUAGUGUAAGUCCCGCCCCUCCAGGUAUGUCCUUAAAGAGGAUGGACUGAAGGUGGUGACAUGACUUAGGUGCGGGCCUUACAAUGUGUUAUCUAGAGGGUUGGCUGUAGGUGGUGACAUCACUCAGGGGGCCGGCUUAAACUUCAAGAUCAGUUCAUACCCAGUCCCUUAGACAAGCUAUAUGCAAAGUAAAGUCUUUGAAAGGAAGGGGGGAGGGGGAAUGCGGGGGGAUGUAAGUUAUGUAUUGAAGGAAGGAAAGAGCACAUGACAAGUUCCAAAACUCAUCAGGGAGAUUUAUCAAAAGUGAUGCAGUUGCCCAUAGUAACCAAUCAGAUCGCUUCUCUUAUUUUUCAGAGGCCUUUACAAAAAUAACAAGCGAUCUGAUUGGUCGUUAUGGGUAACUGCACCUCUUUUCUUCUGCACAGUUUUGUCUACUCAUUAUUGCUGACCAUAAGUAUCAGCUCUGGAAAAGAGACGGCUUCUAAUACCAGUCAGGCCAGAGACCUUUCACCUAAUGAAGUGCGUACCGGAUCCAAAUCUAGUCUUACGGGAAAAGAAUCAGAACCUUGUGUGGUCGUCUAUGUCCUCCUCCAAUGGACCAGCUGGAUGGUAAAAACAGUGCAAGUAGUUCCUCAAAGGUAGUAGGAAUAGAAUACUAACUAUUCUGCACGACACAGAUGAAAAGAAUUGAGUGAGGAAAAGGAGGGAUAGGAUCAAAGAGGAAAAGGAGGGAUAGGAUCAGAGAGGAAAAGGAGGGAUAGGAUGAGAGAGGAAAGGAGCGAUCGGAUGAGAGAGAAAAGGAAGGGAUCGGAUGAGAGGGGAAAGGAAGCGAUCGGAUGAGAGAGGAAAGGAAGCGAUCGGAUGAGAGGGGAAAGGAAGGGAUCGGAUGAGAGGGGAAAGGAAGGGAUCGGAUGAGAGGGGAAAGGAAGGGAUCGGUUCAGAGAGGGAAGGGAUCGGUUCAGAGAGGGAAGGGAUCGGAUCAGAGAGGAAAGGAAGGGAUCAGAGAGGGAAGGGAUCGGAUGAGAGAGGAAAAGGAGGGAUCGGAUGAGAGGAAAGGAAGGGAUCGGAUGAGAGAGGAAAGGAAGGGAUCGGUUGAGAGAGGAAAAGAAGGGAUCGGAUGAGAGGGGAAAGGAAGGGAUCAGAGAGGGAAGGGAUCGGAUGAGAGAGGAAAAGGAGGGAUCGGAUGAGAGAGGAAAAGGAGGGAUCGGAUGAGAGAGGAAAAGGAGGGAUAGGAUCAGAGAGGAAAAGGAGGGAUAGGAUCAGAGAGGAAAAGGAGCGAUCGGAUGAGAGAGGAAAGGAAGGGAUCGGAUCAGAGAGGAAAAGGAGGGAUCGGAUCAGAGAGGAAAAGUAGGGAUAGGAUGAGAGAGGAAAAGGAGGGAUAGGAUCAGAGAGGAAAAGGAGGGAUAGGAUCAGAGAGGAAAAGGAGGGAUCGGAUCAGAGAUGAAAAGGAGCGAUCGGAUGAGAGAGGAAAGGAAGGGAUCGAUGAUAGGAAAGGAAGCGAUCGGAUGAGAGAGGAAAGGAAGCGAUCGGAUGAGAGGGGAAAGGAAGGGAUCGGAUGAGAGGGGAAAGGAAGGGAUCGGAUGAGAGGGGAAAGGAAGGGAUCGGUUCAGAGAGGGAAGGGAUCGGAUCAGAGAGGAAAGGAAGGGAUCAGAGAGGGAAGGGAUCGGAUGAGAGAGGAAAGGAAGGGAUCGGAUGAGAGAGGAAAGGAAGGGAUCGAUGAGAGGAAAGGAAGGGAUCGGAUGAGAGAGGAAAAGGAGGGAUCGGAUGAGAGGAAAGGAAGGGAUCGGAUGAGAGAGGAAAGGAAGGGAUCGGUUGAGAGAGGAAAAGAAGGGAUCGGAUGAGAGAGGAAAGGAAAGGAUCGGAUGAGAGGGGAAAGGAAGGGAUCGGAUCAGAGAGGGAAGGGAUCGGAUCAGAGAGGAAAAGGAGGGAUCGAAUCAGAGAGGAAAGGAAGGGAUCGGAUGAGAGAGGAAAGGAAGGGAUCGGAUCAGAGAGGGAAGGGAUCGGAUCAGAGAGGAAAAGGAGGGAUCGGAUGAGAAAGGAAAGGAAGGGAUCGGAUGAGCGAGGAAAGGAAGGGAUCGGAUGAGAGGGGAAAGGAAGGGAUCGGAUCAGAGAGGAAAAGGAGGGAGCUGAUCAGAGAGGAAAAGGAGGGAUAGGAUCAGAGAGGAAAAGGAGGGAUCGGAUCAGAGAGGAAAAGGAGGGAUCGGAUGAGAUAGGAAAGGAAGGGAUCGGAUCAGAGAAGAAAGGAAGGGAUCAAAUCAGAGAGGAAAGGAAGGGAUCGGAUCAGAGAGGAAAGGAAGGGAUCGGAUCAGAGAGGAAAGGAAGGGAACGGAUGAGAGAGGAAAAGGAGGGAUCGGAUGAGAGAGGAAAAGGAGGGAUCGGAUGAGAGAGGAAAGGAAGGGAUCGGAUGAGAGAGGAAAGGAAGGGAUCGGAUGAGAGGGGAAAGGAAGGGAUCGGAUCAGAGAGGGAAAAAAAGGGAUCGGAUCAGAGCGGAAAAAAGGGAUGGGAUCAGAGAGGAAAAGAAGGGAUCGGAUCAGAGAGGAAAAGAAGGGAUUGGAUUAGAGAGAGGAAAAGAGAGCGGAUCAGAGCGAGGAAAAGAAGGGAUCAGAGAGGAAAAGGGGAUCAAAGAGGAAAAGAAGGGAUCAGAGGAAAAGAAGGGAUCGGAUCAGAGUAAGGAAAAGAAGGGAUCAGAGAGUAAAAGAAGGGAUCAGAGAGGAAAAGGGGAUCAAAGAGGAAAAGAAGGGAUCAGAGGAAAAGAAGGGAUUGGAUAAGAGUUAGGAAAAGAAGGGAUCAGAGGAAAAGAAGGGAUCAGAUGUGGCUGUACAGGUGGAGAUACAGUAAGUGUCAGGUUAAACUGUCCCAGACGAUGGUUUAUAAUAACAAGGUCUACAGCGGACAUGGGGGACAACAAAGUUAUAGACCAUUAGACCGUCACCUCAUUCCAAUAUGGCACAACCGUAGGAUGACAGACCUCAGCUGGGGUGAUGCGCACAGUGAGGACGAAACGGGCUCCAAGGGCCGAGCCGAAGUCCUGUAAAGGUAGGAAAAAAACAUCAAAAAGAUGCAAAAAAGACUCCGGCUGAAGACCCCGAAGAAUGGAGUCACAUCUGCUGAACACCUGAUGGUCAUACAGAGGCCGGUGGAGGAUCGGUGAGGAUCCGGAGAUGCAGAUUUAUCUUUGUGAAGGACAUAAAUCAAGGCUAUCCUGGAAGAUCACCGCAUUGAAUAUUAUAAUUUGGAAGAAGUUUAUAGAAUAAAACAAAUUUCUUCAUUGUACUUAAACACAUGAAACCUACGAAUAGUAAAAGAUGAAAAACAGAGAAUUUCCAGAGCGGUUUAUUAUAACGUUACAUACAUUGUAUCUUGUGGUUUUGUGUUUAUUUAUGACCACUUUAUCGUAUUCAUAUUAUUUCAGGUGAUGGAGCCUUUUUUACAAUUUGCCUUCUCUUAAG
This is a messenger RNA of Hyla sarda, 5674 nucleotides long. RefSeq names its product oocyte zinc finger protein XlCOF6.1-like. The record is from RefSeq and is a predicted model, not a curated record. The transcript has 8 exons. NCBI's taxonomy places the organism in Eukaryota, Metazoa, Chordata, Amphibia, Anura, Hylidae. Gene Ontology annotation, molecular function: RNA polymerase II cis-regulatory region sequence-specific DNA binding; DNA-binding transcription factor activity, RNA polymerase II-specific. Gene Ontology annotation, biological process: regulation of transcription by RNA polymerase II. Gene Ontology annotation, cellular component: nucleus. The coding region runs from base 446 to 1747 and encodes 433 amino acids.